AUGAGCAGUAUCAGUACAACCCAACAACAAAUAUUUAUCAGUACAAAUGAACCGUACAUCUAUUUAAAUAUCGGUGGAUUUUUCGAUUUAGACACAAAUUCUGUUCGUGAAUUACACGCUGCACAAAUGGCAAUUGAAGAUGUUAAUGAGUCAGGCUUCAUAUCAAACUAUAAACUUCAAUUACUCAAAAAUGAGACGAAAUUUAAUCCCGCUGUAGCAACAGACGCCUUUUUUCAUGCGGUAUUUCGUCAACCACAAUUAUUAUUUCUAAUUGGUACUCAACAAUGGAAUGUUACAAAGUCAAUAGCUGAAGUUGCUGAAUAUUACAAUAUUAUUUUAUUUUCACAUUCUGUAUCAUUCAUUACACAAACAAAAGAAUCUCAUAGUUCAUAUCCGAUGUUAGUACGUUUAGCCAUCGGUGACGAAUUACAUAAUGAUGAUAGAAUAGAAUUUUUAAAACAACAUAAUUGGUUUAAUGUAGCAAUAAUUCAUCAAGAUUCGAUAGCACAUUCAUUGACUAUGGCUGAAUUAUCAAAACGUUUAAAUUCUUCAAAUAUUACCGUAAUCAUAGUGCAAAGUGUAUCAAUGUCAAAUUUAACUGAGGGUUUACGUACAUUACAAGCAAAAAAAGCUCGUGUCAUUUUUGCUAGUUUUGAUGCUGAAUAUAAGGCAACAUUUUUUUGUCAAAUUUAUCGAACAAUUGAUAAAACAUUAAGAAAUCGUUAUGUUUGGAUAUUGACUGGUGAAGAUCAAUAUUGGUGGAAUAAAUUUACAUUAAAAGAAUCGAAUAUAUCUUGUACAAGAGAUCAAAUACUUCAAACAGCAGAUGGACACUUUAUUAUUGAUAGUUUACAUGAAAUAUUUGAAAAUUCUACAAUAACAAUUGCUAAUAUUACAACUGCUCAAUUCUAUGAACGAUUAGCAAAAAUUGAUAAUAAUUCAAUGAAUCAUAAUCGACCUAAUCAGUACAUAACUCAAGCGUACGAUACUGUUUGGACUGUUGCUUACAUCAUUAAAAAGUCAAUUGAACAAAGUAUUCCUCUAGAACAAUUUAAUUAUCACAAUAAAAUAAUAACCAAUUUAUUUUUAACAAUUUUGCAUACACUCAAUUUUAAUGGCGUUUCGGGUCCAAUAUCGUUUCAAGAUCAAAAUCGGAAAGCUCAGACAUUAAUAUCACAAUUACAAAAUGGUACAAUUAAACGUAUAGCCGAAUAUAGUGAUGAAAUAAAUAUGCUUAACUUUCAUUGUCGAGAAUGUAGUAAAUUAAUUUGGCAUGAUAAAAUGCCGAUUGAUCAAGAAAUUAUUAAAUAUAGAAAACAACAAUUGAGUUCAAUUCAAAUGAUUGUUAUUGUAUCUGGUUCACUUGGUGGUAUAAUUUUAUCAAUCUUUUUUGUAUCAUUUACCUUAAAAUAUCGACAUGAAAGAUAUAUCAAAUUAUCUAGUCCAAAUUUAAAUAAUGUACUUGUUAUCGGAUGUAUUCAUAUUUAUUUGGCAAUUUUAUUACUAGGAAUUGAACAAUGGUUCAUAGAGAGAAAACUACUUGGGUACGCUUGCAUGUUUCAAACAUUUUUAUUUACUAGUGGUUUUUCAUUAAAAUUUGGUUCAAUGUUUUUAAAGACUCUUCGUGUUUAUCGAAUAUUUACUUCAACUGAUCAACCAUUAUUGCAUUCAAAAGGUGGAAUGUUGGAUGUUGAUACGAUUAUUGUCAAUGAAAUUCAAUACUGUGAAUCAAAUUAUCGUCGUGAAAUAUUCACUUUUAUUUAUAUAUACAAAUCAAUAUUUUUAUUUUUUGGUGGUUAUUUAGCAUUUAAAACAAAACAUGUUCAUAUAACAGCAUUAAAUGAUUCCCGUUAUAUUGGUUGGUCAAUUUAUAUCGUUUUAAUAACAAGUGUAUUUGCUGUUAUUAUGCUUGAAUUUACACGUAGUUUAAAUCGUCAAUUAGUCUAUGUUUGUAUUUCAAUAUCACUUAUAAUUGCAACGACAUUAAUUUUAUGUAUAGUAUUUUUACCAAAGAUAUACAAAAUUAAAAAUAAACGAAAUCUACAAAAUGAAAUUGUAUCAAAUGAUUUAGUAAUGGAAGCACGUACACGGCGAUUUGCACUUGGUGCCAAUUAUUUUGAAGAAUAUCGUUAUGCUCAAAUUCAAAAUAGAGAAUUAAAAACUGAACUCACUCAACUCGAUAUUCAACUUCAUCGUUUGGAACGUCGAAUAGAAGACAUAACUUCGAUACCCAAAAAUACUACUCUUGCAUUUUUACCAUUAGCGGUACAAUUAGCAUCAACUUUUUUGUAUCAACGUAAUGACGAUUCGUUUCAUUCACCUGAAGCAAUCUCAAAUGACAUACGACCUUCAACAACGUGUACCAGGGUUAAAAGUAAAUAUGAUCUAAUGAAGUAUGAAGAAAUUGAAGAAGAAAGUUCAAGUAAUGAAACUCCUUCCAUCCAAGAUUCAUCCGAACUAUCACUCUCUGUUGCUUUGCAAUAUUCUUCAAGCUGUGAUAGCAGUACAUCAAAAACGAUACAGUCAUCAUCAUCAUCAUCAUCAUCACUAAUAAUUAAUGAUGCACUGGAUGCAGUCAAUAGUGCUGAUGAAAAUGUCGAGAAGGAGGCGAAUAACAGCACUCAUUAUUCAUUACUAUCUUGGAAUCCAUAUGAUCAUUUACGACCACUUCCAUUUAUAACAUCUUGUUCAAGUGACGAUGAGUCGAUAAUAUAUUCUAAACUGCCAAGAGAACUUGAAGCUCAUUUAGCUGAAUUGGAUAGUGAUAUUGAAAAAUUUAGAACUAUAAAUUAA
This is a messenger RNA of Didymodactylos carnosus, 2793 nucleotides long. NCBI's taxonomy places the organism in Eukaryota, Metazoa, Rotifera, Eurotatoria, Philodinida, Philodinidae. The record is from the annotation of a GenBank genome assembly.